Messenger RNA from Eruca vesicaria subsp. sativa (arugula), 585 nucleotides. The record is from the annotation of a GenBank genome assembly. NCBI's taxonomy places the organism in Eukaryota, Viridiplantae, Streptophyta, Magnoliopsida, Brassicales, Brassicaceae.
UUCUUAAAAACUAUUAGAUGUUGUUGCAACCAUGUUCUUAUAGCCUCUGUGCACUGUGUAGGUAGUUUGUUCUUAAACGCAACAUCAGGAACGCAUGUGUAUUUUGAUAAGGAGACGACUCCUGGGGAAGUUAAUUUCAACCAGUUGGUCGCAAGGGACACUGGUAUUCCAUCUGCUGCACCAUUGCUAAGAGGAUAUCCAAAGGCUGAGCCUCUGACCAUCUGUGAGCUCAAUAGUUUCACAAUCACUGCUCCAACACAGGAAUUGACUUCUUAUGCACUGGAGAGUUACUCGCCUAUUACUGACGAUACUGUUGAGGGAACAUUUGUUUGGUUUGAUGGUGUAAUGACUAAACUACAUGGCCUCCGAGCAAGUGCGGCUGGCCAGAUGCUGGCUGAACAAGGCGUGAACCCUGAGGAAUCUGGUUUGCCUCCAUUCAUUGCAGAAAUAGAAGGGGAGACCUACACUUUCCAAGUCAGGGUCACUGCAUACAAUUUCUCAGAAAACCAUAAGACAUUAACCAUAACACGCAUCGUUGAUGAUAUUGAUUUUGAGCCAUUGCCUGACGUGGACGAAGAUUUGUAA